GUACAAAACUCGUAGUGACAUUACCUAGAGAAAUUAAUUAUCAAGCAUAGACAAACGGUGUAAAGAUAAUAAAUAAAAAAAUCAGUCAAAGUUAACUGAGAAUAUAUUGUGUAACUCUUGAAUAACAACAUGAAAUUCAAUUGAAAUGAGAAGAAAGCAGAAGCAGCAGCCAGAGAAGCUUGUCAACAGUUGCAUAUAAAUAUAUGUACAUAUCUCACUGGAUCAUAUGAUUUCCUAAUAAUAAAGCAAACAAACCAAACAAAAACAAAACGAACGUCAGUCAAAAGGAAAGCAUAAGAACAACAGCCACAACAACAACAACAAACAAAAUCGAAUUUGUCAUGUACACUGUAAACAAGGGACCUAGCAAAAUUGUUGCUAAAACCCGCCGCGGUCUAGCGCAAAACUUUGAAAAGUUUGAGAGUAUCAAGGAGAGCACAAAGAAAAAUGGUAUCAGCAACAACUUUGAUUUGAACAGUCCCGAGAAGAAUAAAAACAUACCGCGUCCGGUGUUUCAACAAAGCUUUGCUUCCAAGCGCAUCACGCCCACCAAACUGAUUGAGGACGAGGUGAUAACGCCACAGCAUGAGGAAAUCAUACGCUAUAUAAACGAUUCUUGGAAUAUUUUGGUCGCACAAAAUCCGUAUGAUUCGAGCUCAACAAAGGCCGAUGGCAAGGCUGAUGCGAACAACAACAAUGCCAGCAGCUUAUCAUCUGCAUCGCAUCCGAAUCCUGUGGACAGCAUUAUAGCCAACACACCUGUGGCGGCAUCGGCUGCGCCCGCUGUGUGGGUUGAGCCACCAAGUCCGGCACUGAACGACUUUAAGCCAUUCGAUUUGGAGUCGUGGUGGGGACGUCGCUUGUUCCAGAACAUUACCAAAAGCCUUUAGACUGAAAAUCCAGGCCACCACAAUCUAGAGUAGUUGUCUAGUCGGUGCUUCCUUAUUUUUCACAUUUCAUUUCGACAUUAGUUAUAAUAUGGUACAUACAUAUACUUAUAGAGGUAGCGAUUUGAUACGGGGCACAUAUAGAGCAAUCUUAUCUAUAUGAAUGAUAUAAAGUUUUUUUUUUAUUAUUUUAUUUUAUUAUUUUCUUAGUGUGUAAAAGUAAACUAAUGAAUCAUCACACUAUUAGUUGUUGGCCGUGUAAAUAAUUCGAUACAAACGACAAAACGAAAGCAUUGUAUGAUUCUGUCAUAUUAAACUAAAUAUCAAAUCUGUUAAGUUUUAUGCUCUAAGAAAUGUUGUAUAAGAGAAUGAUCAUCGCAAUAUUAUAUAGUGUCUAUUCUCUGGUCGCUUGCCAGCUGCUUCAAAUGAACAAUUCAAUGUAUUCAUUAAAUGCACAACUAAACAAAGCUGUGCACAUUUUUAAAAUUGUAGCUGACGUCAUACAAAAUUCUAAGUUUUUCGUAAUUUUAGUAGAUCGUAAGCUCGUUAGAAUAGCGCGACAAACAAAAUAUUUGUUAACUUUUACUAGCAUGCUGUGCAAUUUAUGUAAAAAUAAAAUAAAGGAAACGAAUACUAAACUACUA
Molecule: messenger RNA, 1531 nt
Organism: Drosophila albomicans
Lineage: Eukaryota; Metazoa; Arthropoda; Insecta; Diptera; Drosophilidae
Exons: 4
Coding region: 342-890 (182 amino acids)
Source: RefSeq, a predicted model, not a curated record